This is a messenger RNA of Moneuplotes crassus, 2732 nucleotides long. The record is from the annotation of a GenBank genome assembly. Lineage: Eukaryota; Ciliophora; Spirotrichea; Euplotida; Euplotidae.
UUUUGAAUAAGACUGUUGAAAUUUACACAAACUUGAAAAUUGGUUAUGCUUCUAAUCCUGAUGAUAUCUGAUGGAAGAACUGAGGCCAGAAUAGGUGGACUCUCAAUGAUGGAUUUAAGUGAUGAAGUGAUGCCCAUAACAAGAAAGCUAGUCGCUAACCUUCCUCUUCUGACUAGGGAAUCAUCUAACGCGAUAUCUGAGAGAAAUGUUGCGCAUUUUUUCUCCAAAGUCUCUUGAGAAACUUUUAGGAAUAAUACGCUUCACAUGAUACCUCAGAGGCCAUCUAACCGUAGCUUUGAAGUCACCUCUUGGAUAAUUAUCGACAUUGAAUGUGUAUCUUAUAAUAAAUCUGGAGAUGGUGAAAUGCUAUUUCGUUCGUCAGAUAGUAUCAGGAAAGCAGAUUCUGGAAAAGAACGUUUGGAGGAAUCUCAAAAGGGGUCUUCCCAUUGUCAGAGAGUGUCUAUAUACCACCUUGAGGGUUCCUUAGAAGUUCAGACACUAGUUAGAGAGGUUUUAGGAGAGAGUAGUUUUGCCAAGACUCAAGCAAACAAUGAGUUGUCUGAAGUGCUGAAAAGCAUGAUCAACACUAUUAGAAACAACUCUGAGAGUGUCUUUGCUGAAGAAGGUUUUCUCCAAGCUGAACCAGACUUCCGGUUGAUAGGGAAUGAUAGACCUACCGUAGAAAUAUACAGUGACGUAAUUUCUAUAGAAGAGAUCCUGAAGAUGAAGAUUACUCCAGAGCCUGAUAAUAUAGAUUACAAAGUACACUCCAACCUCAAGACUUGCACUGAUUCCCUCCAUUUACCUCGAGAUAAGCCUAAUCUCUUAGAGGAUUCCCAACUUGAGCAAGGUCAAGAAGCUUUAGAUUCAUCAAAUACAAAUCCUUUUGAUUCAUUGAGAGAGGAAAACAGUCUCCAGAUUUCGGGCGAAAACCUGAUCUCAAAGUCUGGCUUAGAUGGACCUUCAUCAGAUGAUAACUUAUUGUCAGAAAUUCGUGAUGAUAGAAUUUAUAAAGACUCUCAGAAUUUAAUGGAGUUACAAAAAUUUCAGGAACAUGGACCCACUUUGGUUGGAUUUAUUAGGGGCAAGCUCCUGAUCUUGGAUGGAUCUACUGUGGGAGAAUCUUUGAAAGAGCACACUAACAAGAUAAUACACAGGCAAACUCUUGGAGAUUCUCCCAAUUCAGAAGCUAACUUUUCUAGAUUCCUUCUUGAAGAAUUAUCAAUUUGUGGAGACGGAGUCACACAGGACAUUGAAGUCUGAGAUGACGGUAACCAACUUGACGGAGAUGGAUGCUCUGCAGAUUGCAAGAUAAUUGAGCAAAAUUGGGUCUGUAGAUCACCUGGACUCUCAAAGCCUGAUGUAUGAUACAUAGAUUAUAAGAACUCUAAGGCACCUCCAAGCUCAAAAUGGAUUUCUGACCUGAGUCUGGCUGUAGUUAUAUUAUCAGUCAUCUUCAAUAUGAUAAGUUCGAUCAUGAAUAAGGAGGAUUCUCAUAUGAUAUUUGCCUCAGUGAACCAAAUCCAGUUAAUGGCCAUGCUUCUCUUGUUGCCAUUUAACCUUCCUUUGGAAGUCAUAAAUUAUCUGAAGCCUCUGACUAAAUGCCUGUUUGUGUUUGAUCUCAAGCUACCUUUACUUGAUCUUUCUGAGCUCCUGAGUAUAUUUCAUUAUGAACAGGGAGAUUUCCAACUUUACAUGGUUGGACUACAUUCAGGAAGCACUUUGGUGAAUCUCAAGACCAUGGCUCUCUUACUAGGAGUGUCUAUAUCUCUGGCAAUUAUGCUGAUGCCUAGAUACCUCCGCUCUAAAAUUUGAGAGAAGCCCAGGAGAAUUCAUAAAGCAAUUCUAAAAUUUUCAGAGUUCUUGACUUACUUCCUCAUUCCAGUUUUGAUCAUUGAAGGAUUUCUGGUUACUUUACUCUCAUCCUUGUCAGAGAUAGCGAAUUGGAGGUUUGAAGAGCAAAGGCAUACCUUCUCGCUGAUCUCCAGUUGUUUGUUCUACCUAUUCGUUGUUGGUGUAAUGAGUGCAGUAUUUGUGCUGACCUUAAUUUCAUGUGUGAAGAACGUCGUAUACAUCCCUGAAUUUUUAAAGUCCAUCAGACCUUCAAAUAUAGCAAGAUUCUAUCAUUUCUCCUUCUUUUUCAGGAGGUUCAUGCUAUGAAUGCUGAUAAUAUUCUUUCCAAGACAUAACACAUUGCUCUUCUUGCUGGCAUUCAUUUUCAUGAAUUACAUCCAAAAUUUAUACAUUCUGAUCAAUAACCCAUUUAACAACAAGUUAAGGAACGCCCAGGAACUGAUGAAUGAGAUAUUCUACCUCUGCUUCGGGAUUCUCAUUCUUAUAGCUAGUCAGAGAGAAAAAUGGGAUGCUUUCAAUGGACAGGCUCUCUUUGUCCUCCUUGUCAUCAACAAUAUGCUGAAUUUUGCCAUCUCUGGAAUCUCAUUGGUGUCAGAGAUAUUUAAGAGAUUCUUAUUGGCUGAAAGACAAACAAGGCUCCGCGAACCAUCUUUUAGAAAUGAUGCAUUUCCUAUUGAUCCUCCAGCCAAAAGACACUUGAGCAUUAAGCUUGAGCCCAUUGAUGACUUUGAGUUCUGUUCUUCUCAAAUUGUAAACAGCCAGAGUAUUGGCACACAUGAGAAGAUGUAUGAGGAGUCAGAGUUUCCUCUCAGAGCUCCAAGGAACUCUCAUUGGGUGUUAACAUAGUUUAAACCUUUUAUUUUAAUCUAGAAUUUGAC